GGACCGGGGCGGGCCUCGGGGCGGGCCGGGCGCGCAGCCGGGACCCAAGGCGGAGGCGCGGACGCGCUCAGGCCGGAACAGGCGGCCCAGCGGCCGCAUCAUGGACUCGGGCCCCGAGGAGUAUGAGCUCAACGGCGACCCGCGACCUGGCUCGCCCGACGCCUCGCCGCCCCGCUGGGGCUGGAGGCACCGGCCCAUCAACGUGAACCACUACGCCAACAAGAAGAGCGCGGCCGAGAGCAUGCUGGACAUCGCGCUGCUGAUGGCCAACGCGUCGCAGCUGAAGGCCGUGGUGGAGCAGGGCCCCAGCUUCGCCUUCUUCGUGCCCCUGGUGGUCCUCAUCUCCAUCUCGCUGGCGCUGCAGAUUGGCGUGGGGGUGCUGCUCAUCUUCCUCGUCAAGUACGACCUGAACAACCCGGCCAAGCACGCCAAACUGGACUUCCUCAACAACCUGGCCACGGGCCUGGUGUUCGUCAUCGUGGUGGUCAACAUCUUCAUCACAGCCUUCGGGGUCCAGAAGCCCAUGGCGGACGCGGCGCCGCAGCAGUAGGGGAGCCGGCAGGGCCAGAUACUGAGUGUCCACACAGCCCAGUGCUGUGGGCUGCUCACCAGGAACCCCUCACGCUCUGCCGUCCACCUUUUAGAAGCCUGCAUCGCACCUGCCCUGCAGCCUACUCGCCUGACCCCGGGAGCCGCUGCGUCCUGUGGCAUCACCUGCUGCGCGUGGCACUCUCCGGAGCCUCCAGAGCCCAGGCCGGCCUCUGCUGGACCAGGCCCAGCGGCCAGCCACCGCGCCGACUGCCGCACAGGGGGCCGCUGUGUUGUGUGUGUGGGCCGGUGGCAGGCCCAGAAGGUUGGAACUGGACAGCCCAGCGUCCUGUGCCCGGAGAAGGGUCAUGGCUCCCUGGGGACAAGCUGCAGGUCCAUGGAUGGGCCAGACCAAGGGCCCCGGCCGGCCUCCGUCUCAGGACAUUCCUGAGGGACAAGGAGUCGUCUCACCUCCCGCCCAUGCACCAGCACCCCCAUCUCCCAGUCUCCCUGCUGACCUCAGUGCCUGGGCUUGGCGACCAUCGAGAGGGAGCCGUGCCCACAUGGGCAACUGGCCCUGCCCCGCAGUGACCGGCAGAGCCUCUGCCCCCUCCUCGGGAGCCCAAGCCCCGCAUUUUCUAAUCAGGAAUGACUAAUAAAGCCCUGAUCCUCUG
Messenger RNA from Oryctolagus cuniculus (rabbit), 1202 nucleotides. RefSeq names its product ninjurin 1 (gene NINJ1). The record is from RefSeq and is a predicted model, not a curated record. NCBI's taxonomy places the organism in Eukaryota, Metazoa, Chordata, Mammalia, Lagomorpha, Leporidae. Gene Ontology annotation, cellular component: membrane. Gene Ontology annotation, biological process: tissue regeneration; cell adhesion.